This is a messenger RNA of Octopus sinensis (East Asian common octopus), 440 nucleotides long. RefSeq names its product myosin light chain kinase 3. Gene Ontology annotation, biological process: intracellular signal transduction; protein phosphorylation; positive regulation of apoptotic process. NCBI's taxonomy places the organism in Eukaryota, Metazoa, Mollusca, Cephalopoda, Octopoda, Octopodidae. The record is from RefSeq and is a predicted model, not a curated record. The annotation marks the transcript as partial. The transcript has 3 exons. Gene Ontology annotation, molecular function: ATP binding; protein serine/threonine kinase activity. Gene Ontology annotation, cellular component: nucleus.
AACUUGAAAAUACAUUCGACGCCUCCGGUAUUACAAUUAAAACUGACCUUUGGGUAACAGACAAUUAUGAAAUUUCGGACGUCCUUUUGGGUAGGGGCAAGUUUGGCGAGGUGAAAAUCUGUACAGAACGGCAAACAGGCCAAGAGUUUGCAGCCAAAUUUGUGAGUGUCCGUGGAAUGCAAGGUCGGAAAGAUAUCCGAAAUGAGAUAGAAAUAAUGAAAAGUCUUCGUCAUCCCAGACUUCUGCAAAUGUACGAUGCUUACGAACGAAGAGAUAAAUUUUGUCUCGUUUUAGAAUUGGUUUCUGGUGGAGAGCUAUUUGAACGUGUCAUCAAUGAAGAUUUCUAUUUGACGGAGAGAGCCUGUGUGAUUUUCCUCAGACAGAUCUGUGAAGGAGUUGAAUUCAUACAUUCGAAAAAUAUUUUACACCUGGAUAUGAAA